Messenger RNA from Chlorella variabilis, 768 nucleotides. RefSeq lists its product as hypothetical. Bases 1 to 768 code for a protein of 255 amino acids. Gene Ontology annotation, cellular component: nucleus. The transcript is spliced from 6 exons. Gene Ontology annotation, biological process: regulation of DNA-templated transcription. The record is from RefSeq and is a predicted model, not a curated record. Lineage: Eukaryota; Viridiplantae; Chlorophyta; Trebouxiophyceae; Chlorellales; Chlorellaceae.
AUGGCGCUGUCCCAGCUCGAGCUGGAGCGGCAGGCUCGCAUUGCAGCCAAUCAAGCGAGGCUGCAGUCGAUUGGAUUGCUGGAUACGGUGCAGGGCAUCGCUUCCGCCCAGGUGGCAGCAGCCCGCACCCACCGCAAGGCUCCUGCCGCCCGGGCCAGCGGCGCGGCCCGCAGGGCGGCUGGCACCCUUCCACCGGGCCGCGUGCGCAGGUCGGAGCGGGUGGCAGGCAUUGACGCCCCCAACUACAACGAGAAUACACGGCUGCUGUCCCUGGCUGACGGCGAGGCGGGCAGUCGGGAUCGGCGCCUGAUGCGCGAGAAUGUGGCAGAGGAGGUGUACGACGUGGAACACCUUGAUGCGCUGGGCUCCCACAAGCAGGAGUGGGAGCUGUUUGUGGACGGCUAUGACGCAUCUAGCAACCGCAUCUACGACAAGGUCAACGGCCUGACCUGCCACCAGUGCCGGCAAAAGACGCUGGGCAAGCGCACCUCCUGUUCCGGAUGCCACUCGCUGCAGGGUGUGCUGUGUGGCGAUUGCCUCUUCAUGCGGUAUGGCGAGAAUGUGGAUGAGGCCAAUGCCAACCCAGACUGGCUGUGCCCGCUGUGCCGCGACAUCUGCAACUGCUCCUUCCACCGCUCCAAGCGCGGCUGGGCACCCACUGGCACGCUGUACCGCCAUGCCAUUGCAGAGGGUAGGCAAACAGAAUACGGGUGCUGCGUUCCCAAUGUGGGCAGGGCAGCACACGUGUCCGCCCACAUGAUGCACUAG